Xenopus laevis (African clawed frog) is the source of this 1928-nucleotide messenger RNA. It is a transcript of the gene mipol1.L, whose product is annotated as mirror-image polydactyly 1 L homeolog. The transcript is spliced from 12 exons. The coding region runs from base 242 to 1456 and encodes 404 amino acids. NCBI's taxonomy places the organism in Eukaryota, Metazoa, Chordata, Amphibia, Anura, Pipidae. The record is from RefSeq and is a predicted model, not a curated record.
ACGCUUCUCGUAAAUCAAAGCGCCAGCUAGCGUUUAAAUGACAAACUUCACUUCGGUGGAGAUACAGGAAAAAAAAACCGUUAUUAUGAUAAACGGAAGAAUUCAACUACAAAGCGGCGUUUGGUCCCAAUUAGUUUGCGUGCCAGCGUGAUUUUCUUUGAAUUUCCGGCUUCUUGGUUUCCGGUCUGGGAGAGUGCACUGGUGCAUCACUUAGGUUAGUGCUCUGCGAAACGACCAACGCAUGGAUCCAGAACUUUCUCAUCUAAUACAUUCUUCUGGGCAAAUGAGAUCCAAGGACCAUGAUCUUAAGAGCUUUCCUAUACCCACUCCAAGGAAUUUUUCUGUGUCCAAAGGGAAACGUCUCGAUCAGUUUGACUGCCCAGUUACCUUUCAAGAAGUUAGUGACAGGCCUGCUUCCCCCAGUACCUCUGUCCAUCAGACAUCAUGCAUCCCCGAAGCAAGCGAGCUGAACUUAUCAUCCCUGGCAAAAGAGCUUGAUUAUGUGAGACAAACCAACAAAAAGCUGCAGGAUGCCCUGAUGAACAGAGAAAGAGAGCUGGAAACACUAAGACUGGAUACGGAGAUACGGGAGCAAGCAGCCCAGGCCACGAUUGCUGAGAAGACUACAGCUCUGGUAGAAGAGGUGUACCGUGCACAGCGUGAGAGAGAUGAGGCGCUAAUGGCACGACUCAGAUUGGCCAAUGAAGAACGUGAUGAAGCUCUUCUACGAGUGCAGAGUCUUCAGUUGUACCUAAAAGAGCUGGAAGAUCUAAAUCCUGAAGAAAGCGACAUGACACUGCAGCAGCUAUUGGCCCAGUUGGGAGAAGCAGAAGGAGGUGCUGCAAUUCAGCAAAAUGGAGCACUUAUACUAGAGCGGAUUCGGCAAAGUCAAGAGAGAAGAGAACAUAUCACAACUGAAGAAAUGGGAGCCGUCAUCCAGGAAAGGGAUGCUGCUCGCGCUCAGUGCAAACAGCUGGAGAAGGAGCUUCAUCUGCUGCAAGAGAGUAAACAGACCUCCAUGGAUAUUGUAACUGCAGGGAAGAGUAUAGAGCCUUCGUCAAAGGUUGCACUGACCUUUCUCCAGCAAGAUAAGGAUAAGGUGAAUGAAAACUAUAAAAAGCUUGAGGAAGAGCUGGAGACCCUGCGUGUGUAUUACAGCCUACAUCAGUCCUUGUCCCAAGAAGCCGAUUUGAAAGAGCAGUUCUCCAGAUCAGUAUCUCUCUAUGAAGAAGCCUUAAGAAACAGAGAGGAGGCUCUUAGCAUUACCCAGAGGCAAAACCAGGAACUUUGCCUUCAGCUGCAACAAGCGCAGAACCAGUGUGCAGAACUGCAGGGAUCAAUGAGAAGGGGAACUGCCGGCCAACAGGAAUCAGAGGAAAAGAUCCACAAAUUGGAACGACUGGUGGAAGUACUGAGGAAAAAAGUCGGAGGCGGAAAUGUCCGGACUGUGGUUUGAACUUCACGACUAGGAGAGAACACCGGUACAUCUGUUGGCCAGACGCUGAGCUCUGUGUGAGACAAGUAAACAUCUCCACUUGAAACAAUCAAGGGCCCAGGUGGAGACAGAGCUGGAAUUGGUGGGAAAACAAAGAGAGGGGUUAAACAGAACUUUGUCUGACCCUAACGACUCUGAACUGUUUGCCCACUCCCUUUAUCCCCCACCCCACACUGUGUCCUUCGUCUAUGGGAAUGUUAAAUGCCAUGAUGGAUCAGUCUUAUCUACAGAACCUUUCUCAUUUUAUUUUGGAAUGUCCAUAUAUCUCAAGUGGACAUAAACAGAGCCAUAACGUUUCUCCACACUGCCCAUUUAUAUCCUUGAAUUGUUUUGAUCAACAAUUUACUUAGCUCAGACAUUAUUGGAAUGUUUUUUAAUUAUUUAUUAUCAUUAUAUCAUUUCGCUGCAUAUAUAUAUAUAUAUAUAUAUAUAU